AUGCAGGAGCAGCUCUCGUGGCGGAUACUCUUCUGGCUCGAUGCUGCAGUCAACCUCGGGAUGCCCAUCCCGGUGCUGCUCUACCCAGGGCGGAGUGCGCGCGCACUCGCAAUCACCUUCGGCGCGGGGUACGUGCCGGCGAAGCAGCCAGAGCUGAUGAGCGACGCGGCGAAGCAGCUCGUGCUGCUGCUCUGGGUGUGCGCUGGCCUCGUCUUCGUGAUAGGCUUGAUGGCGCUGGCGGCUGCGGUGAGCACCCUCGGCAACGUUUUGUGGUUUCCGUCGAAAUGGGGCGAGCACCCAGAGUACGAGAACUCGGUCGGCGGGUUUGGCGGCGGGAUGAACUAG
Messenger RNA from Emiliania huxleyi CCMP1516, 345 nucleotides. RefSeq lists its product as hypothetical. The coding region runs from base 1 to 345 and encodes 114 amino acids. The record is from RefSeq and is a predicted model, not a curated record. Lineage: Eukaryota; Haptophyta; Isochrysidales; Noelaerhabdaceae. The transcript has 5 exons.